Drosophila ficusphila is the source of this 2189-nucleotide messenger RNA. RefSeq names its product protein transport protein SEC31. The coding region runs from base 184 to 1599 and encodes 471 amino acids. The transcript is spliced from 3 exons. NCBI's taxonomy places the organism in Eukaryota, Metazoa, Arthropoda, Insecta, Diptera, Drosophilidae. The record is from RefSeq and is a predicted model, not a curated record.
GCACCUCUGGUUACACUAGCAAAAGUGAAAUUUUUUUAACGACAGUUUUGUUCAAGCCGACUACAGUUUACUCGUUUUGCGGACAACAAAGUCAACUCGGUCUUAAGAACGCAGUCAGUAGAAUCAUUCAUAAACAGGUUUAGUCUUGUUUCUUUACGGGGAAGUACUCAGUCGGAUCAUAAGAUGGCCUCCAGUGGUGCUGGUGGCGGUGCGUGCUCACAUGCAGUUUUUGUGGCCUGGAUGGUUUUUGCCAUGUUGCUGACGCAUGGCAGCGGUGUUGUGGAUGCACGGCGUAACCAGGGCAGCAACCAACGCAAGACCUCAUCCUCCUCGUCGUCCAGCUCGUCCUCCAACUACGGUCACGUGACCCAGCCCAGCUACAAUACGAAUGGCCACGGAGCCGGCAAUUCGCACGCAGAUGUGGCGAAACUUAGUUACCCCAACUAUAAUUCGCAGCCGAAUCGUCCGAUGACCGCUGGCUCGGCGGGAUCGCCAGGAAGUGCCCCUCAACCGGGCUGGAAUGUGCCGCAGGGACCACCGCCGGCCUACUCCGCCUCCAAUCCAGCCAUGGGAGCUCGGCCCAAUAUGCACGAACCACCGCCGUCCUAUCAUGCCCCCAACUACGGAGCAGCUCCGCCCAGCUAUGGAGCAGCCACAGGAGCGAAUGCCCAUCAGCCGCAGUAUUCGGGAGUGCCGGCCGGUGCCACCUACUAUCCAGCUGGAGGACACAGUGGCGGCUAUCCCUCGAACCUUCCCGCUGGAGCUACGUACUAUCCAUCUGCCGGACAUGUCCCUAUGGCUGGCGGCUACCAUCCAGCUGCUGCUCCGCCUCCAGGGGCCACCUACUAUCAGGCGGGAUCUGCUCUGCCACCCGGAGCAACAUACUACUCUGCACCGCCACAGCAGUCUUCCUCGGGACUGGGAUUCGGAACUGGUCUGUUGGCUGGCGGAUUGGGCGGUGCUCUGUUGGGUCACGCCCUAACGCCCUCGGGAGGCAGUUCCUCCUCCCAACCGGUGGCCGCGGCUCCAGCCGGUGGCCAGGAUCGCAUCAUCAUCAUCAACAAUGGCGUGCCGGUGAAUGCCACCGAUGGAACCACUGUGGUGAAUGCAGCCGGUGUGGCAGCUGCCCCACCAGUUGCAGGCGCACCAAUGCCCCCGGCCAAUGUGACCCAGGAUGGUCAGAUGCCAGCUGUUCCCAUGGCACCAAUGGCUCCCCUCAAUCCGGAGGCCUCCAACACGACCGCACCGGAUCCAGCUGCUCCUCCACCGGCUGGCGGCAUCAUCUGUGUGCCCACCAAGGUCAACGAAACGGAUCCAGCCGAUAGCUCCAAGAUGAUCGAAGUGGAGAAGAUCGCUUGCUACCCGGCCCCUCCGCCACCAGCUGCUCCGGCUGGCGAAGGACCAGCUCCACUGGCGCCGAUGGCCCCCGCUCAGCCGGGAUCGCAACAGGUGCAGCAGGCGCAGGAUGUUGCCGCUCCUGUCCAAGCAUCGGUCAAGUCCAACACGAGCGGCGGGAAAUCCAUUGAGGGAUUGACCAGUCAGUGCCUGCUCCUCAUGUUCACAUGCGGAAUGCUGGCCAAGCGCUUUGCUGGCUUCUAAAGAGCCCUAAAGAGCUUCUGGAACGUUCCAAGCUGCAUCGUGUGCACUUGCCCCACUCAAUUACCCUAAAAACCCAGCUCUACUGUACCUUUCGCCCCAGCUUUUGUGGCCUUUUCGCGCACGGAUUAUUGCGCACUGGCCAAGAUCAAUAAUUCCAGGCGCUAAUUGGACGAAAAUUGUUAAUUUAUGCCGUACCAUCUCCGAUUACAAUGCUCGUGGAUGAACAAGUUUAGUAUUCCCCUUUCUAAAGUCAGUCCCCCCUUUUCCAACUCGGCCUUCAAUUGUGAUGAUUGCGAUGGAAUGGACACCCCUAACCGGAACCCAGGCCAUCCCAGUGAGCUCGAAAACAAGACAAACAUUCGAAUAUCUCAGUAUAUGUCAGUAUAUAUAUAUAACUAUAUAACCCUUACUCAAAAGCCCUUGAAAAAAGACAAAGUGAACGUAAGUUCUCACUAAAAGUGUAUAUUUUUCUAGAAUUGUUAGCGUAAUUGUUGAUUGUUUUUUUGUAUUGUUGUAAGCAAACGUAUUUGUUGCACUCCUCAAUUGUUGAAUAAAAUAAAAAGCUUUCGCCUUCACCCAUAGCACUCGAA